Colletotrichum paranaense is the source of this 360-nucleotide messenger RNA. RefSeq lists its product as uncharacterized. The transcript has a single exon. The record is from RefSeq and is a predicted model, not a curated record. NCBI's taxonomy places the organism in Eukaryota, Fungi, Ascomycota, Sordariomycetes, Glomerellales, Glomerellaceae. The coding region runs from base 1 to 360 and encodes 119 amino acids.
AUGUUCUUUUCACUAUACUCUACGCUUUUGGCAUUCGCCGGCAUUGCUGCUGCUGCCUCGCUCGAACCCACCGCGACUCAAAGCGAAUGCACGACAACAAUAACGGUUCUCGAUCCUGGCUUCACUGGCGAUUACCAGCCGACGAGCACUAUCACAAUCUACAACCAGACAGUCACAAUUGGAAAGCCUACAGACUGCCACGGCUGUAACCACGUCACAACCACAGUGGAGCCGGCGCCUUGGUGGGGUGGGAUCGGCCCGGAGAUCCAGAAGGUUAUCUACGUCCACGCAACGACACCAACUACGAUCACAUCACCCGUCUGUGCGACAUCAACGCCGUCCUCUACGACUGCUGCAUAG